Molecule: messenger RNA, 414 nt
Organism: Capronia epimyces CBS 606.96
Lineage: Eukaryota; Fungi; Ascomycota; Eurotiomycetes; Chaetothyriales; Herpotrichiellaceae
Exons: 1
Coding region: 1-414 (137 amino acids)
Source: RefSeq, a predicted model, not a curated record
AUGUCACCCCCGAUGCUCCUACGAAUCUCACGCAGCAUACGUGUCCUGGGUCCAACUCUCAGGCCUCAACCCCACCUACGACCCAUCUCUACGACCCCUCAUCGCUUUGCGGCAGAUCAAGACCCCGAGCGUCACCCACACCCGCAGCGUGACGCCCAAGUAGAUCGCAAGAAGAUGGACCCAGAAGCGAGCGAAUACUCCAAGUCUGGCACGGACGACACGACCGCCGCAAAUGAAGACGCUGCGUUCAACCCUGAUAUCACAGACCCUCAAGAAGCCAAGAAGAAGGCGGGUGAAGGGAACGAGGUGAACCCGCUCGAUGCCAGUCCCGCAAAUCCCGACAUUAGCCAAGGCACAGCGGAAGAAGAGGGAGGGUUGAAGAAAAAGUUACCCGAAGGUAGUGGGAGAAAAUGA